Trichomonas vaginalis G3 is the source of this 1116-nucleotide messenger RNA. RefSeq lists its product as uncharacterized. Lineage: Eukaryota; Parabasalia; Trichomonadida; Trichomonadidae. The record is from RefSeq and is a predicted model, not a curated record. Bases 1 to 1116 code for a protein of 371 amino acids. The transcript has a single exon.
AUGGAAAAAAGUACAACUACGUUCAGUCCAUCCAAGUCGAUCAACAUUAACGUAGAUGUGACUGGAGACGUUAAAACAAAGCAACAAGUUCAAGAACUUCGCCAAUUGCUUCAAGAAAGAAUGACCGAAUUUGGAUUACUCCAAACAGAAUGGAGUAAGAAAGAAAGCGAACUCAGAGCUCAAUCUGAAGAUCUUGUAUCCCAACUUCACGAAAUUCAAAAUCAAUAUUUACAAGAAGAAAGUGCUGAAAAAGCUCAACAUCUUCAAGCAUUAAACGAACGCACAAAAGCUCAUCAAGAACAACUGGCUGAAUUACAGGCUGAACUUGAUGAGUGCUUAAUGAGUACUGAUGCUCCUAACGAAUUCGAAGAUAUCGAUAACGAAAUUGAAGAACUUAAAGAGCAAUUGAAAGAAGCCGAGAAUUUACAGCCAACACACUCUGAUAAUGAAGAUGAGAGUGAGGAUGAUGAAUAUGAUGACUCAGAACAAAGAAUUACUGAGUUAGAGCAGCGUCUUGAAGAGAUGCAAGGAAUCUACGAACAAGCCUUAAGCGACCGUGAUGAAGAUUCCAAGAAGGCUACACAAAUGAUUGAAGAUAUAAUAACGAAAUACGAAGCAAUCGAAGAGCAGCAUCAGAAUGAGCUUGCCGAAGUAAUUAAUGAUAUUAACCAACUUGAAAAGCAGCGUGCUGAUAGAGUUGCUCAAUUACAGAAAGAAGUUGCCGAUUCUAAAAAGCAAAUUGCCGGACAGCUCAAGACAACAGUAAAGAGAAUGACCGAUAUCGAAGGCCAACUUGCCAAGUCCCAGAAAGACCAUAACUUGGCAAUGCAGCAGCUCCAAGAACAAGCAGACGCUUUAAGAACCCAACUUGAAGGUUUAACAGCUCGCCAGAAGCAGCAGCUCAAGGAAUCAUCAGCUAGUGCAAAGCGCUAUGCAGAAGAGAAGAGAGCUUUCGUUGCAAAGCACAAAGAAUUACAAAUGCUCAAUGCAGAGCUUGUUCGUGAGCGUGUCGAACACCAAACACUUAUGAAGGAACUUAGUAAGAUGGAUGAUACUGUUUUAAGCCAGCUUUCGACUGGUUCUUUCUCCAAAUCUCGUAUUUCUUCAAUUUAUUAA